UUUAACAUAGAUGUUUAUGGAGACUUUAUUCUGUAGGAUGUUGACACCCCACGUGUUUUAUUUUGAUAUCGAUGACCGGAAGUCUUCCCUCUGGUGUCUAACCUGACUCCGGACCUCCAUGAAGGGAGGAGAGACUCCCACAACACGAGUGAGCUGCACCGGCAUCUGUCACAUGGCUGCGGAGCAGAGAGGGGUCAGUCUGCCGGUCAAAUGUGGGACACACAGACGGACAAGCUCCAGGCGGACGGUUAGCUCGGUGGUCACGGGGGGAAACAGGAACACGGAUCCCGGAUUAACCGUGUGACUGCCGCCCGCAGACAACUUUCGCUUCUCCGUGAAGUUUUCUCUGAUGUCGGUUCCUGAAAACGCCGCUUGUUGUCGGAGGAGGAAGGCGGAGGGAGGGAGGUGAAGCAGCUUGAACUCGAAGCAGCGUCCAUAUCUGUGUCUUCAUGGCUUCACACAACUGCGCAACAAGUUUGUGAGUGUCUGUUUGUUGCUGACUCACCCGACUUUGAAGGCCGGGCGGGCGGCACCGAGCCCGGGCUUCAGUCAGUGAGAUCAAGGCGCUCAUGGGUUGAGCCUCCACACGGGGUCUGCUGAAGAUGAUCGGGUCACCGGACCUGCUGGCCUUCACCGGCACCGAGGGGUUUGGAGAAGGAGGAGAAGAGGAGCAGGAGGCUCUACCUGAGGAGUUCUCGAUCCCACUUACACCUCCGUCCCACCCUUGGACCUCCUCCGCACGUUUUCACAGGGACUUCAUACUGGUGGCUGAGUUCUCAGAGCAGGUGGGGCCCAAACCUGUGCUGACGAUACCGGAUGACCCCAGAGUCAUUGGCUCAUUCGACCUCAAUCACUUCUCCGUUCGCAUCAUGUCUGUAGACUACCAGGCGUCCGGCCCUGGGCACGUCCCUCCUGCGUCCCCUGGCCCUCGCCUCAACUUCAGCGAGGACUCCAAAGUGAUUCUGGGAGAUUCAGGGGAGGAUGCGUUCGCGUAUGUACACCACAUGACCCUGUAUGACCUGGAGGCUCGAGGUAUGGUGCGUCCUUUCUGCAUGGCGUACGUGUGCUCAGACCAGGCGAAGCUGAUGGAGAACUUCUGCGAGCUGUCGACGUGCUUCUCUCAGGCCUCUGACAGCCUCAAGACAGGAAACAGACAAGCGUUUUCUAUGGAGCUGCAGAGGAAAUUACAAGAACUAGAGUACACCCGACUGUGUCUGCUGCAGGAGGCAGAACGUCCAAGGAUGGAAAAUGGGCUCACAGAGGUUGGAGGAAAAUCAGAUGAGCUUGAAGCCGUGGAGCGUUCAAUCUUAAAUCACAGAGACCUUCUCCGCCAGGUCACGUCCUACCCAAACAGGAAGAUGAAACAGCCGGACUUUCUGCCGUAUGACCCAGCUGACUCCCUCACUGAUCCGACUGCGUCCCUGCCUCCUGAGCCGUGUCUUUCCUUUUCCUUCUCCACCUCCACCUCCUGCAGGUCUGAGCGCCGUCUGAAGCCUCUGCAGGAGCUUUGCAACAGCUACUUCCUGUCACUGAUGAAGGAGCAGCUGGCCGACACGGAGCGCCGCCUACGCGGUGACAGGAGUGUACUGCGAACUGUUCGCACCACGCAUUCCUUGUCCAAGAAGCUCAACCUCAUCAACUUUCUGUUCGAGCUGUGGAGCCCAGAGGAUGGAGAUGAGGAGGAGAAAGAGAGCGCCGAGGCAGAGCUGCAGAGAGCGACGGGGAGUCAGAGCGGCGGCGAGGGGUUUCAAUCAGAACCGAUGAGCCUGGAAUCUUUCUCGUCCUGCGUGGAGGAGAUCCCGAUUAAACUGGAGGCAGGAGAAAGCAGGACAAUGACCCCUGACCCCAAUGUUCUCAUGGAAAUGACAGGAAGCGUGAGCAGCGGCGACAGCAUUGAAGUGCUCGGGACCGAGAAGUCUUAUCGGACGCAGCAUGACGUUGCUGGAUCUGACAGCAGAGAAACUCCACUUGGGAUCAUGGACGCCUCGUACAAGCGAGCCGCUGUAGAUGCAGGCGUCAGGCGUGGGCGAGCGUACGCCAGACGAGCCAACAGUGAGGACAGCAUCGAGGUACUCAGCACAACUGAGUCCAUCUUUCCUGACGACCUCACCGCCAUCACAGAGGAAGAAGCAGAGCACCAACCUCCGAGUAACGACUUUGACGAUGAGAAGUCGUCCGAUGUCCUCAAAGAGGAAAAGGUUUCAACGGCAGUAACUUCAUUAAACGAGGAUGAAAACCAACGGCAUGUUCAGGACGAUGACGACUGUGGUGACAGAGAUGAAUCCUUAAAGCAAAUAACUGUUCGUGAUGAGGUUGUAAUCAAGGAGGAGCAGGUCACUGAGUGUUUGAAGAGCAAUGAAAUCCAUGAAGACAAACCUGAGAAGGCAUCCACACUACUGCAAGUUGAAGAAGCGGUGGAGUCGACGCCUCAGUGGUCUGAAGUCCAUCAGGCGGCGCAGUCGGUGCCCGACCUUCAUGUGAACUUCGCUCCUCCUGUUACCCUGGCUGAUGCUGACGGCUGGACUCCGCCCUGCGCUCCUGUCAGGCUGCUGAGCAUCGACGAGGCGUCUGACUGCACCAGCUUCAACGGCUCCUCAGAUCUGCCCUCUCCCACCUUAAAUGUCCACACCAGCACUCGCUCCGACAAGAGGAGGAGAAGGAAGGCUGGACUCCGAGCACUCAGGUUCCUCAAACAGAACUCAUUCUGCCAGCAUGCCGUGUUCUGUCUCCUGAGCGGCCGGCCGCUGGUCGUCGUCGGAGGAGACGAGGGUUUGGUUAGAAAACUGGUGGACGCUCUGAGUCUCUUCCUGCCUGCUCCUGGUCCUGAUGGGAAUGCUGCGAUGUCGUGUUUGACCACGCCGCUGCAGCUGACCGACCUGCUUACCUGGAGACUGAUAGGAAUACACAGAUCACAGUCCACCACGUCGGCCAGCGUUCUUCACUCUCUGACCCGCUACAGUCGUUAUCUGGCUCUGUUGGACCUGGACCAGAGGACGCUGCACUGUCCGUCAUACUCGGGCUCUCUCGUCAGCAGACUGGCCAACCCUCACACCGGCAUCAGCCGAGGCAUCACCUACCUGCUGCACCUGGAGAGCUGCCUGACCGCACUGGCCAACCAGGCUCUGCUGUACACAUUCGCAAAACAGCGUCCAAACACUGCCGGGGGCAAAGACGUGGCCGAGAAAGACAACUUCCUGUUGACGCGAGGAUUCUGCAGCAGUGAGAAUGAUCUGAGGGUGGUGCAUUACCUGUCUGACCUCAUCAAACAGCGCCACGCCGGACGUGGACCACCGGUUUUAAGAUUCUCUUACUCUUCAGCACACGUGCACAGAAACACACACGCAACAUAGACGCUGGAUGAAGAUAGUCUGUUGCGAUACCUUUAAACAUUUGCACUGAUUUCUCUGCCGCUGUCAGACACGACAGUCACACUUAUAUGUUUUUAUCUGCAGUGUUUAACGACGUGUGUAUGCAUGAUUUUUACUCCCAUGAUGCUGUGGGACAUUUAUCUGGACACAAAUGCACUAGUGCCUCAAUGGCACCUCGACAGCUGAACUACUGGACUGUUUUAUGUUUUUAAGAUGAAGGCUUGUUACUGAAUCACGUGAAUUUUAAGAUAGUUGAGCCACAAAUAAACACUGGAUCAGACAACACAUCUCAGAUUACUGUUAAACCAGCACGGUAUUAUUGUUUUAGAUCUACGUGGACCGGUAAUUAUUUACUUUUACAAGCCCGACGCUAGUCUUUCAGCUCUGCUGUUUUGUGAUUUAAUAUUUAACAUGUUUAGCUGCAGUUUAAAACUGGUUCUCAGGGUUUAUAUUAAAAUUCUGUCUCCUCUCAGUCGACUUAUAUCACAAUAUUAAUCUGUUUGUGCAUCAGUUAAGAGGCCACUUCAUUAGGUACGACUGGACAAUCUAAUGUGAUUGAAUACAACUCAAAGCUUUCAGUUUUUGUUGACAACGUCAGAGGUAUUUAUUCCUCUUUUUCAGUUUAUCAUUGUGCUGCAUCAUGUUGAGGUGUUUUUAAUAUCAUGUCCCUCUCAUGUGUAACCUCAGUCCAGUUUAACACUGCUGUACAACCACAACAGUAAACACAGUGUCGACAAAAACUGAAACAUUAUAAGCUUCAUAAAAGUUUAUGGCAGAGAUGAUGAGCUCAGUGCUCACAUUUUGUUUUUGAUCCUCACAAAAUCAGGAUUGGUUGCCAGGUGAUCAUUUGCCAGGCAACCGGUGCAGAGUCCAUGAAGUUACAGUUGAUUUCCCAAAAUGUUUUCCUUGGGAGUUUGUCUGAAGAUCAUCUGUCCUAUAACUUUAAAUGAACUAAACAUGUUUUAUUCAGCUUAUGCUAUACUUGCCUUUGUAACGACACAGAGUUUUUAAAUUGACGGUUUUUAAACAGUUAAGAAGAACCUGCUAAUUAAUUAUGAUUGAUUCGUUCCAGACGAACUCUAAACUGCAGCUGAGCUAAAGACAGAGCCACAGCCUCUUUGUUUUACACUGUAUUUUAUGUUUGUUACUGUUUUGAUGCAAAUUUGAGCCUAUUUCAGUGUGUGUACAUUUACUCUGAAAAUAAAGUCAUAUUUUACAAGUUA
Molecule: messenger RNA, 4591 nt
Organism: Larimichthys crocea (large yellow croaker)
Lineage: Eukaryota; Metazoa; Chordata; Actinopteri; Sciaenidae
Gene: smcr8b
Product: Smith-Magenis syndrome chromosome region, candidate 8b
Exons: 6
Coding region: 603-3350 (915 amino acids)
Cellular component (GO): guanyl-nucleotide exchange factor complex
Molecular function (GO): GTPase activator activity
Source: RefSeq, a predicted model, not a curated record